This is a messenger RNA of Brachypodium distachyon (stiff brome), 2199 nucleotides long. RefSeq names its product integrin-linked protein kinase 1. Bases 366 to 1847 code for a protein of 493 amino acids. Gene Ontology annotation, molecular function: ATP binding; protein kinase activity; protein binding. Gene Ontology annotation, biological process: protein phosphorylation. NCBI's taxonomy places the organism in Eukaryota, Viridiplantae, Streptophyta, Magnoliopsida, Poales, Poaceae. The transcript has 12 exons. The record is from RefSeq and is a predicted model, not a curated record.
UACAUCCGUCCUCCCGCGCUACCAUAAACAUAACUAACUUUAACUUCCUUCAUCUCCGGGAAACCAGGCCUUCCAUCCAUCCCAUUCUUCCCUCCCAUCUUCUCCUAUCCUCUCCCCAAUCUCCCAUCUCUUCUCUCCUCAUUCCACCCAUCCAACAAAGCCCACCUCGAAAUUAACCAAGCUCUCGACCUCGAUCGAUCCGCGGGGCUCUCCGGCGCACCCUCCCGUGCGUGGCUCGGGGACCCCGAUCCGCCGCCGCCGCCGCCGAGAUCGACCGACCGACCCGGGUGGAGCGCCCCUGAUCAAAAGGCCGGCGCAGGCGCAGCGAUAUCUCUAUCCAGCUCCGUUCGCUCGAUCAACCUCAAAUGGAGAGCGGGAUGAGGGUGGCGCUGCAGCGGCAGGUGUCGGCGGGCUCCUCGGCCCGGCGGCAGCACGGCGGCGGGGAGCUGCGGCGUCAGGCAUCGUCUUCCACGCUGGAGUCGUCCCCGCGCACGGGCCGCGCCGCGGCCGCGUCCCGGUUCCUGUUCGGGCGGCAGUCGUCCAUGGACCCGAACCGGCGCCGCGGGCGGAGCCAGAGCCCCGUCCGCGCGGACAACCAGCAGCUGCCGGCGGACCUGGCCGUGCCGGACAACCUGGACGCCACCAUGCAGCUGCUCUUCCUGGCGUGCCAGGGCGACGCCCGGGGCGUCGAGCAGCUGCUCCACGGCGGCGUCGACGUCAACAGCAUCAACCUCGACGGCCGCACCGCGCUCCACAUCGCCGCCUGCGAGGGCCACCGCGACGUCGUGAGAGUGCUCCUCGACUUCCAGGCCAACAUCGACGCCCGCGACCGCUGGGGCAGCACGGCUGUGGCUGAUUCCAAGUGCUACGGCCACACGGAGAUCUACAAUCUUCUCAAAUCUCACGGUGCAAAGAUCCCGAGGAACCGGAGGACGCCGAUGAUGGUAUCGACGCCCGGGGAGAUACCGGAGUACGAGUUGAACCCCGGCGAGCUCCAGUUCCGGAAAGGGGACGAAGUUCUCACGGGCACGUACCAAGUUGCCAAGUGGAACGGCACCAAGGUUUCCGUAAAAAUACUCGACAGAGAAAGCUACUGCGAUCAAGAAGCCAUAAACUCUUUCAGGCACGAGCUGACGGUGUUCGAGAAGGUCCGGCACCCGAAUGUCGUGCAGUUCGUCGGAGCCGUCACACAGAACAUACCUAUGAUGAUUGUUUCUGAAUACCAUGCUAAUGCUGAUUUGGCGAGCUAUAUUCAGAGGAAAGGAAGGUUACAUGCUCAGAAGGUGCUAAGAUAUGCCCUUGACAUUGCCAGGGGCAUGACUUAUCUACAUCAGUGCAAACCAGACCCCAUUAUCCACUGCGACUUGAAGCCAAAAAAUAUCUUCCUGGAUAAUGGAGGCCAAAUGAAGGUCGGGGGAUUCGGCCUGACGAGAUUGUUGAAGAUCGCUCCUGACAAGGUGAAAUUGGCGAACCACGAGGCCCUUGUCGACACCUUCAGUUACUACACCGCUCCUGAGCUCCACAGGAACGAACUAUUCGAUUCAAGCGUCGACGCGUACGCCUUCGGGUUCAUCCUUUUCGAGAUGGUUGAAGGAUUACCUCAUGCUAACGGGAAGGCGUCGGAGGAAUCGAGCCACAUGCAGCCUCGAUACGACGGGAUGCGGCCAUCGCUGAAGAACAAGCUCAAGGGUUAUCCUGCAGACUUCAAAGCGCUGAUCGAGGAAUGCUGGGACACACACACCAUGGCUAGGCCGACAUUCUCGGAGAUCAUCAUCCGGCUCGACAAGGUCUACGCCCACUGCGCCAAGCAAGGGACCUGGAAGGAGUCGCUGAAGAUCUGGAAAUGACACGGGCCGUGUGCCGGCUUCUCUUGUGUACUUGUCACGGCGAACGCGUCGAUUUCUCUGAAGAGCGUUGGGUACAGAUCGGGCUGGAGGAUACCACACAUAUUCGCAUUCAAAUGUUUGAGUUACGUACAUACAUUGUAAAAGAUCCCGAGUUAAGCAGAUAUAGAGUGUGAAGUACUGGAACAAGUAUGCACCUUGUUGUUCUUGGUCCUCUUCUACAGCAGCUAGGAUAUGCUGAUAUGUUUAUCCUUAAACCAUAUUUUUCAGUUAAGUUAUUAUACGGCUUCUUAUAUGUAUCACUAGCGUGAUUAAUCCCAACGAACGCAGAACGUGACCAGAUUUCUAACGUAAA